Molecule: messenger RNA, 1103 nt
Organism: Erythranthe guttata (spotted monkey flower)
Lineage: Eukaryota; Viridiplantae; Streptophyta; Magnoliopsida; Lamiales; Phrymaceae
Product: putative RING-H2 finger protein ATL71
Source: RefSeq, a predicted model, not a curated record
CGUUGACUUGUGUGACAUUGUAUAAAGUAGUCUUGUGAAAUAAGUUAAGCAAAUACCAUACCACCAUUAAUUUUGUGAGGAGAAGAGAAAGCCACAAAAACCCAAAAUCCAAUAACCAAAUUUUUGUUAUAUCGACACAAAUAUGGUAUAAUUAAACACCUAGUUGACCACCUAAGGAUCGGAAGCUACAAAAACCAGCCUAGUGAGUAGUCAUAUAUAUAUACACUCAAUUUGUACCCUUGUCAUCUCUCUCUCUCUCUCUCUCUCUCUCUCUCUCUAGAAAAAUAAAUUAAUGAACACCAGCACUUUGGACUCGCCGGAAGAACCCGUCGACACCCCUCUCGUAGGCGGUUCUAUUGGCGGUUUCGGCUACGGCCUCGGCCUAUCACUGGCGGUCCUCGCCAUAUUCAUGAUCAUCACCUACGCCUCCUACAGGUGCAAGCGCCGCCACCCAACAACCGCCACCACCACCCUUCACCACCACCACCACCGCCGCUCAACCGACGACGACUACGACAGCUCACCGGCCAUGGAUAUAGUGGUCAACAUUAAUCAACGCGGCUGCGGCGGCGGCCUGGACGAGGCGACAAUAUCCUCCUACCCACGCUACACCUACUCCCAAAUAAAGCCCCACAAGAGCGGCGGCGGCGGCGGCGGGGCGGCGGCGACCUGCUCCAUCUGCCUGGCGGACUACAAGGACAGUGAUUUGCUGAGGCUGCUGCCGCAGUGCUGCCACCUCUUCCACCUCAAGUGCGUUGAUCCAUGGCUGUUGCUUCACCCAACUUGCCCCGUUUGUCGAAAGUCGCCGCCGCGAGGGGGGCAGCCACCCCCCCUAGCACAGCCUGCUCCGGUUACACCCCAAUAAUACUAUGCAAAUAUAUUACCUAUAUUAUUAUAUUGGAUAUUAUUAUACAACAAAUUUUAGAAAUUAUUAUUUGUUUUACUUCGUUCAAUCAAUUUUUUUGUACCUAUCUAUUGGCGCUCAACAUCAUUCAUUUGUUGCAUUCGAUACCCUUAAUAUUUUCUUGGCUGUACUGUCCCUAUUGAGUAGUUUUCAACUCUUUUUUUUUUUUUUUAAUUUUCUUCUGAAAUUGAAAUUUUAA